UCGAAAUCAAUGGUUGUCAGAAUGGCGACCUGAGUAAGUGUGCUGCACAUAGUGAAGAUACUACUACAUAUAAACGUCUUUAUGUCGGCCCGAGGUGAAACACACGUGGUGGCUGAUAAGGUAAAGGAUUUUCCGAUCGACAUCUUCUCCCCUUCACUAUGACCGGGGCCUCUGAGUCAGGCACUACAAAUGUUCCUCCCAAAGAGACGAACCAGAAUUCGAACGACGAUGAUCCGCCACCGGUAACCCUUGCAAGGCCUUUCAGAUCCAGGAAAAAUCGACCAUGCGAUGGCUGCAGCGAAGACGAGAUGUGCGAUCACAGAGGUGGGAACGCCGUGUGUAGAGUGCCAGCACACCCGCAAGAAAUGCACCUUCGAUGAGCUACCUCGAGAACGGAAAAAGCCCAACAAGCGGUCGCUGUCGCCUCAAGAACUCACCAUUGACAGCGUCAAUCCGGCCCCAUCGAAACGUUCACGUACGACUGCUGCAGGCCCCGCCCAGGCUGUCAAUGCUGAUCCUGGUCCGAGCACGCAACAGAUCAAUGACUCAGAUGCUGUUGCGCUAGAGGAGACUCGUGGAUACCAUAUUAUUACAGCAGUGUUGACGGACGAUCUUUUACCGGUGGGGGCGCGCAAGGCUGGUGGCGAGAGGAACGAGCAGACGCGACAGAUCUCACUCGAUGGUAGGAAUCCUCAGUAUGCUAUAUUCAGUAGGAAGUCAGACAAGCAACGACUGCGCCCUCCAGAUUCUUACCUCCACAAUGUCAAGUCUGCUCUGUCUCUUCUCCAUCCUCCGCCUCGCCAGACCGCCCUUCUCGACCUUUAUUUGUCCGCUAGCAAUGCCGCGUUUCCGAUUCUACCCCCGCCCAAACAUAUUCUGGCCGGCACCCAGUCAACAUCCUCGCCAUACUCACCUGAUUAUCCAUACCCUUUGCCCGUGCUCUCUAAAAUCUAUACUGCUGCACUUAUCCAUGCACCCAGGGGGAUGUAUAGGCCAUUGGUCAAAACGGUGAGGAGGCUGACGGAAGGACAGGAGGCAACCGGACUUCCAAGGAGCAGUUUAACGAGCAUCUCCGAUGCACUCCUGGAUAUAUCGGCGCGUCCCUUGAGUAGCGCGGAGGAUGACUAUCUGAUUUUGGCCCGGGCUCUCGCGCAGGCACAGCUCUUGGGACUUCAUAUAGACCCGACUAACUGGGGUAUACCGUCCUGGGAGAAGGAUUUCCGACGUGUACUGUGGUGGGCAUUACGAGUUCAUGACUCCUGGGCUUCAUUCCUUAAUUCACGGCCUUCUCAUGUACAGACGAAUAACCAUACUGUCCCGUUGCCGUCCAUCGCCACUAUUCUUUCUGCCACCCAGCAAUUGAAACCUUCACAUCCGGUGUUAGGUAGCUCACCCGGUCAUCUCUCGAAUGUUUCUUCUCCUCGUUCGCAGCACCAACAUAGCCCUCAGGGACAUCCGCCUUCGCAGCGAGGAUCGCCGUUUACUCCAAUUCGUUCCGUCCCCUCUGUUCCCCUGCAUGUUCACUCUGCCAACUCCUUUCUUCACCUAUGUCGGCUAACGAUUCUUGUUUCGCGACUACAAACGCAAGUGUGUACUCUUAUGGCGCCAAAGGAUGAACGGCUGGGGCGUGUCGUUGACAUUGAGAAAGAGGUGGGAUCAUUAUUGGAGGAAGCGCGUGAUGCGCAGAAGGAGGGUGCAGCAGACGCCUCGGGGUUCCCGUCAUUAAUGACUUGUCUCCUUGGCUUUCGGUGCAUGGCAAGGCGUAUAGCAAUUGAACUUAGCAUAGGGCUCGGCAGUCCAUUCACACCCGAUCCGGAGACUUUGGAAAAAUAUGCUCAGGCUGUGGAGUACAUAACUUCACUAGAAGGUCGAGCAUUCGAUGGGUUUUGGCUUGUUUAUGUCGGCCACAUUCUUUCUUCAGUAACAUCUUCCCUUAUCCGGCUCAGUCUUGCUACCACGGCCUCCCUCGACUCCCCCUCUACGUCUCCUCCAGCCCAACAACACCGUCUUCAGGUCGACACCCGCACGAACCCAAUAUUUCUUCUUUGUCGUCUGCGAUGUGCCCUUCAAAAGGCACGGGACCUCCACCACUGGGACCUUGCCGACGCCGCCCUGACACGGGCGGAGAACGUUGCUUCCUGUCUACAGAACCUGGGCGACGAGUUUGGGAAUGUGGUUCUUGCCCUUAAAGGCACGUUGUUCAAUCAACACGAAGAGAUAUUCCUCCAGGCUAUGGGAGGACAUGGUAAUGGGAACGUGGAGGCUAUGAUCGCAACGGAUGUGAGGAACUGGAAUAUCGAUCUCAAUGCCUUUGGGACUGGUACGGAUUGGAGCGGGUUCGAGGGCAUGCCAGCCGUGGGGCCGUCGCCGGAUUAUGGAUUUAUUUCAUCAUAAUAAUACGGGCAUUUAAUGCAAGAGAAGCCAAAAUCGUGCAUUGUCGUCCCGCAUAC
Guyanagaster necrorhizus is the source of this 2450-nucleotide messenger RNA. RefSeq lists its product as uncharacterized. Gene Ontology annotation, biological process: DNA-templated transcription. Bases 289 to 2394 code for a protein of 701 amino acids. NCBI's taxonomy places the organism in Eukaryota, Fungi, Basidiomycota, Agaricomycetes, Agaricales, Physalacriaceae. Gene Ontology annotation, molecular function: DNA binding; zinc ion binding. The record is from RefSeq and is a predicted model, not a curated record. Gene Ontology annotation, cellular component: nucleus. The transcript has 13 exons.